Molecule: messenger RNA, 9656 nt
Organism: Carassius auratus (goldfish)
Lineage: Eukaryota; Metazoa; Chordata; Actinopteri; Cypriniformes; Cyprinidae
Product: mucin-5AC-like
Exons: 2
Coding region: 90-9656 (3188 amino acids)
Source: RefSeq, a predicted model, not a curated record
CAUUGUCUACAGGUACACCUUCACCAACAUUUUCAACUGGCAUUACUGCACUGCUGACUAAAACUACUUCAGUCAAAACUCCCUCCAUUAUGACAGACAUAUCUACAGCUCCAACAUCAAAAGCAUCUAAAACUCCAUCAAUGACAUCUCUAAAUGCCACAACAUUGAGAACAAACACAUUUAUGCCUACAGCUGUAUGUAAUUGUCAUUGGUCAGACUGGAACAACUUUGGUGGACUAACAACUGGUCCUGAAGGUGGAGACAUAGUACCUAUUGCAAGAAUAAUUGACACUUAUCAUCCCAUUUGCCCAGUGCUAAAGGAAGUAGAAUGUCGUGCAAAACAUUAUCCUGGAGUUCCUCUUUCACGGCUGGGCCAGGUUGUGAAAUGUAAUAUGAAGGAUGGACUAGUUUGCUUAAACAAACACCAAGGUCUUGCACAGCAUUGCUAUGAUUUUGAGAUUAGAGUAUUUUGUUGUGAUGAAACCUGUGGUAACAUCACAACACAGUCUUCAAUUACAUCUGUUACCACAAUGACAUCAGCAGGUGUGCCUAUACCACCAAGUACAACAUCAAUGGUGGAAAGUUCCCCAACUGGUAAAAGCAUAUCCACAACUUUAACAACAAUCUCUACUGCUACACCUUCACUAUCAUUUUCACAUGGCAUGACUACCCUACAUACAAAAACUACUACAGUCAAGAACUCAUCCAAUACUACAAGCAUGACAACACAAUCCUUACUUACAACAGCUACAAGGAUGUCAUCAACAAGCAUGCACAUGCCACGAACUACAACAGCAAAAACAAAUAGUUCCUCCAUCAUUACAAGCCUAAAUAAAGCUCGAUCAACAACAAUUUAUACAGGCACGACUUUGCCAAAUAUUUCAAACAGCAUGCCAACAUCAUCAACUAUGACAUCAACAAGCCUUAUUUCCUCCUCAAGCAUAGUUGGAACUGCAGGAACAACUUCAUCAAAGUUUUCUGUUACACCUUCAGUUUCCUCAACCAUCAAGUUCACACGACAAGUUACAACACUAACAUUCCAGAAUACCCCCACUGGUAAAAGCAUAUCCACAAUCCCUACAAAAAUGUCUAUAGGUACACGGUCACCAUUGUUUUCAACUGUCAUUAAUACUCUAUCGACUAAAAUACCAACAGUCCAUAAUUCCUCCAAUACUACAAGUAUGACAACACAAUCUUUGACUACAACAGCUACAAAGAUGUCCCCAACAAGCAUGCAUAUACCACUAACUUCAACUUCAAGAGUACAUAGUUUCUCCACCACUAAAAGCAUAUCUACAGGUACAACAACAUUGUCUACAGGUACACCUUCACCAACAUUUUCAACUGGCAUUACUGCACUGCUGACUAAAACUACUUCAGUCAAAACUCCCUCCAUUAUGACAGACAUAUCUACAGCUCCAACAUCAAAAGCAUCUAAAACUCCAUCAAUGACAUCUCUAAAUGCCACAACAUUGAGAACAAACACAUUUAUGCCUACAGCUGUAUGUAAUUGUCAUUGGUCAGACUGGAACAACUUUGGUGGACUAACAACUGGUCCUGAAGGUGGAGACAUAGUAACUAUUGAAAGAAUAAUUGACACUUAUCAUCCCAUUUGCCCAGUGCUAAAGGAAGUAGAAUGUCGUGCAAAACAUUAUCCUGGAGUUCCUCUAUCACAGCUGGGCCAAGUUGUGAAAUGCAAUAUGAAGGAUGGACUAGUCUGCUUAAAUAAACACCAAGGUCUUGCACAGCAUUGCUAUGAUUAUGAGAUUAGAGUAUUUUGUUGUGAUGAAACCUGUGGUAACAUCACAACACAGUCUUCAAUUACAUCUGUUACCACAAUGACAUCAGCAGGUGUGCAUACACCACCAAGUACAACAUCAAUGGUGGAAAGUUCCCCCACUGGUAAAAGCAUAUCCACAACUUUAACAACAAUCUCUACUGCUACACCUUCACUAUCAUUUUCACAUGGCAUUACUACCCUACAGACAAAAACUACUACAGUCCAGAAUUCCUCCAAUACUACAAGCAUGAAAACACAAUCCUUACUUACAACAGCUACAAGGAUGUCAUCAACAAGCAUGCACAUACCACGAACUACAACAGCAAAAACAAAUAGUUCCUCCACCAUUACAAGCCUAAAUACAGCUCAAUCAACAACAAUUUAUACCGGUACGACUUUGCCAAAUAUUCCAACCAGCAUGCCAACAUCAUCAACUACGACAUCAAAAAGCCUUAUUUCCUCCUCAAGCAUUGUUGGAACUGCAGGAACAACUCCAUCAAAGUUUUCUGUUACACCUGCAGUUUCCUCAACAAUCAAGUUCACACAACAAGUUACAACACCAACAUUCAAGAAUACCCCCACUGGUAAAGGCAUUUCCACAAUCCCUACAAAAAUGUCUAUAGGUACUCUUUCACCAUUGUUUUCAACUGGCAUUAAUACUCUAUUGACUAAAAUACCAACAGUCCAGAAUUCCUCCAAUACUACAAGUAUGACAACACAAUCUUUGACUACAACAGCUACAAAGAUGUCCCCAACAAGCAUGCAUAUACCACUAACUUCAACUUCAAGAGUACAUAGUUUCUCCACCACUACAAGCAUAUCUACAGGUACAACAACAAAAAAUUAUACUGGUACAUUUUCACCUGGCAUGACUACACCACAAAUAAAAUCAACUACAGCCCAGAGUUCCAUCAAUACCCCAAGUACGAAAACACAAUCUUUGACUACAACAGCUACAAGGAUGUCCCCAACAAGCAUGCAUAUACCACUAACUACAACUUCAAGUGUAAAUAGUUCCUCCACCAUUACAAUUAUAUCCAAAGGUCCAUCAGCAACAAUUUCUGCUAGUGCGGGUUUGCCAACUAUUUCAUCCAGCAUGCCUUCAGCAUCAACUACCUCAUCAACAAGCAUAACUUCCUCCACAAGUAAAAUCUUAUCAAUAACUACAGUAACAGCUUCAACAAAGACGAAUGCUACAACUUCAGUUUCUUCAACAAGUGCCUUUUUACAGAAUAUCACAACACUAACAGUUCAGAGUACGCCAACUGGUAAAAACACACCUAAAAGUCCAACAACACGGUAUACAGGUACACCUUCACCAACAUUUUCAACUGGCAUUACUGCACCACUGACUAAAACAUCAACAGUCCAGAAUUCCUCCAUUAUUAAAAACAUAUCUACAACUCCAACAACAAAAACCUCUUCUAAAAUUCAAUCAACGACUUCUCUUACAUCCAUAACAUUAAGAAAAAGUACAUUUAAUCCUACCCAUGGAUGCAAUUGUCACUGGUCAGACUGGAAUGACUUUGGUGGACCAACAACAGGCCAUAAAGGUGGAGAAAUAGUAUCUAUUGAAAGAAUAAUUGGCACAUAUCACACCAUUUGCUCAGUGCUAAAGGAAGUAGAAUGCCGUGCAAAACAUUAUGCUGGAGUUCCUCUUUCACAGCUGGGACAGGUUGUGAAAUGUAAUAUGAAGGAUGGACUAGUUUGCUUAAAUAAACACCAAGGUCUUGCACAGCAAUGCUAUGACUAUGAGAUUAGAGUUUUCUGUUGUGAUGAAAUCUGUGGUAACAUCACAACACAGUCUUCAAAUGCAUCUGUUACCACAAUGUCAUCAGACAGACAUACACCACCAAGAACAACAUCAACAGUCGAAAGUCCCCUCACUGGUAAAAGCAUAUCCACAACUUUAACAACAAUCUCUACUGCUACAACUUCACUAUCAUUUUCACAUGACAUGACUACACCACAGACAAAAACUACUACAGUCCAGAAUUUCUCCAAUGCUACAAGCAUGAAAACACAAUCCUUCCUUACAACAGCUACAAGGAUGUCAUCAACAAGCAUGCAAAUACCACUAACUUCAACUUCAAGAGUACAUAGUUCCUCCACCAUUACAAACAUAUCUACAGGUCCAUCAAAAAUUAUUUCUAAAGGUACCGCUUUGCCAAAUAUUUUAACCAGCAUGCCAACAGCAUCAACUAUAACAUCAACAAGCCUUAUUUCCUCCACAAACAUAGUUGGAACUGCAGCAACAAAUUCAUCAAAAUUUUCUUAUUCACCUUCACUUCCCUCAACCAUCAGGGUCACACAACAAGUUACAACACCAAAAGUCCAGAAUUCCCCAACUGGUAAAAGCAUAUCCACAAUCCCAACAAAAAUGUCUAUUGGUACUCUUUCACCAUUGUUUUCAACUGGCAUGAAUACUCUAUCGACUAAAAUACCAACAGUCCAGAAUUCCUCCAAUACUACAAAAAUGACAACACAAUCUUUGACUACAACAGCUACAAGGAUGUCCCCAACAAGCAUGCAUAUACCACUAACUUCAACUUCAAGAGUACAUAGUUCCUCCAACAUUACAAGCAUAUCUACAAGUACAACAACAAUUUAUACUGGUACAUCCUCAACAUCAUUUUUACCUGGCAAGACUACAUCACAGAAAAAUUCAACUACAGUCCAGAAUUCCUCCAUUACUACAAGUAUGACAACACAAUCUUUGACUUCAAUGACUACAAGGAUGUCAUCAACAAGCAGGCAUAUACCACAAACUACAACAGCAAAAAUAAAUAGUUCCUUCACCAUUACAAGCCUGAACACAGGUCCAUCAACAACUAUUUCUACUGGUACGGUUUUGCCAAAUAUUUUAACCAGCAUGCCAACAGCUUCAACUCUGACAUCAACAAGCCAUAUUUCCUCUUCAAGCAUAGUUGGAACUGCAGCAACAACUUCAUCAAAGUUUUCUGUUAAACCUUCAGUUUCCUCAACUAUCAUGUUCACACGACAAGUUACAACACCAACAGUCCAGAAUUCCCCCACUGGUAAAAGCAUAUCCACAAUCCCUACAAAAAUGUCUAUUGGUACCUUUUCACCAUUGUUUUCAACUGGCAUGAAUACUCUAUCGACUAAAAUACCAACAUUCCAAAAUUCCUCCAAUACUACAAGUAUGACAACACAAUCUUUGACUACAACAGCUACAAGGAUGUCCUCAACAAGCAUGCAUAUAACUUCAACUUCAAGAGUACAUAGUUCCUCCAACAUUACAAGCAUAUCUACAAGUACAACAAUUUUUACUGGUAGAUCUUCACCAUCAUUUUCACCUGGCAAGACUACACCACAGAAAAACUCAACUGCAGUCCAGAAUUCCUCCAUUACUACAAGUAUGACAACACAAUCUUUGACUUCAAUGGCUACAAGGAUGUCAUCAACAAGCGGGCAUAAACCAUCAACUACAACAGCAAAAAUAAAUAGUUCCUCCACCAUUACAAGCCUAAACACAGGUCCAUCCAAAAAAAUUUCUACUGGUACGACUUUGCCAAAUACUUCAACCAGCAUGCCAACAGCAUCAACUCUGACAUCAACAAGCCUUAUUUCCUCCUCAAGCAUAGUUGGAACUGCAGCAACAACUUCAUCAAAGUUUUCUGUUACACCUUCAGUUUCCUCAACUAUCAUGUUCACACGACAAGUUACAACACCAACAGUCCAGAAUUCCCCAACUGGUAAAGGCAUAUCCACAGUCCCAACAAAAAUGUCUAUUGGUACACGUUCACCAUUGUUUUCAACUGGCAUGAAUACUCUAUCGACUAAAAUACCAACAUUCCAGAAUUCCACCAAUACUACAAGUAUGACAACACAAUCUUUGACUACAACAGCUACAAGGAUGUCCUCAACAAGCAUUCAUAUACCACUAACUUCAAGUUCAAAAGUACAUAGUUCCUCCAACAUUACAAGCAUAUCUACAAGUACAACAACAAUUUUUGCUGGUAGAUCUUCACCAUCGUCUUCACCUGGCAUGACUACACCACAGAAAAAAUCAACUACAGUCCAGAAUUCCUCCAUUACUACAAGUAUGACAACAAAAUCUUUGACUUCAACGGCUACAAGGAUGUCAUCAACAAGCGGGCAUAUAUCACCAACUACAACAGCAACAAUAAAUAGUUCCUCCACCAUUACAAGCCUAAACACAGGUCCAUCCAAAACAAUUUCUACUGGUACGACUUUGACAAAUAUUUCAACCAGCAUGCAUACAGCAUCAACUCUGACAUCAACAAGCCGUAUUUCCUCCUCAAGCAUAGUUGGAUCUGCAGCAACAACUUCAUCAAAGUUUUCUGUUACACCUUCAGUUUCCUCAACUAUCAUGUUCACACGACAAGUUACAACACCAACAGUCCAGAAUUCCCCCACUGGUAAAAGCAUAUCCACAAUCCCUACAAAAAUGUCUAUUGGUACUUUUUCACCAUUGUUUUCAACUGGCAUGAAUACUCUAUCGAUGAAAAUACCAACAGUACAGAAUUCCUCCAAUACUACAAGUAUGACAACACAAUCGUUGACUACAACAGCUACAAGGAUGUCCUUAACAAGCAUGCAUAUACCACUAACUUCAACUUCAAAAGUACAUAGUUCCUCCAACAUUACAAGCAUAUCUACAAGUACAACAUCAAUUUUUACUGGUAGAUCUUCACCAUCAUUUUCACCUGGCAUGACUACACCACAGAAAAAAUCAUCUACAGUCCAGAAUUCCUCCAUUACUACAAGUAUGACAUCAAAAUCUUUGACUUCAACGGCUACAAGGAUGUCAUUAACAAGCGGGCAAAUAUCACCAACUACAACAGCAACAAUAAAUAGUUCCUCCACCAUUACAAUCCUAAACACAGGUCCAUCAAAAACAAUUUCUACUGGUACGACUUUGACAAAUAUUUCAACCAGCAUGCAUACAGCAUCAACUCUGACAUCAACAAGCCGUAUUUCCUCCUCAAGCAUAGUUGGAUCUGCAGCAACAACUUCAUCAAAGUUUUCUGUUACACCUGCAGUUUCCUCAACCAUCAUGUUCACACGACAAGUUACAACACCAACAUUCCAGAAUACCCCCACUAGUAAAAGCGUAUCCACAAUCCCUACAAAAAUUUCUAUUGCUACACGUUCACCAUUGUUUUCAACUGGCAUGAAUACUCUAUCGACUAAAAUACCAACAUUCCAAAAUUCCUCCAAUACUACAAGUUUGACAACACAAUUCUUGACUACAACAGCUACAAAGAUGUCCUCAACAAACAUGCAUGUACCACUAACUUCAACUUCAAGAGUGCAUAGUUCCUUCACCAUUACAAGCAUAUAUACAGGUGCAACAACAACAAUUUCUACUGGUACGCCUUUGCCAAAUACUUCAACCAGCAUGCCAACAGCAUCAACUCUGACAUCAACAAGCCUUAUUUCCUCCUCAAGCAUAGUUGGAACUGCAGCAACAACUUCAUCAAAGUUUUCUGUUACACCUUCAGUUUCCUCAACUAUCAUGUUCACACGACAAGUUACAACACCAACAGUCCAGAAUUCCCCAACUGGUAAAGGCAUAUCCACAAUCCCAACAAAAAUGUCUAUUGGUACACGUUCACCAUUGUUUUCAACCGGCAUGAAUACUCUAUCGACUAAAAUACCAACAGUCCAGAAUUCCACCAAUACUACAAGUAUGACAACACAAUCUUUGACUACAACAGCUACAAAGAUGUCCUCAACAAGCAUGCAUAUACCACUAACUUCAACUUCAAGAGAACAUAGUUCCUCCAACAUUACAAGCAUAUCUACAAGUACAACAAUUUUUACUGGUUUAUCUUCACCAUUAUUUUCACCUGGCAAGACUGCACCACAGAAAAACUCAACUACAGUCCAGAAUUCCUCCAUUACUACAAGUAUGACAACACAAUCUUUGAAUUCAAUGGCUACAAGUAUGUCAUCAACAAGCGGGCAUAAACCAUUAACUACAACAGCAAAAAUAAAUAGUUCCUCCACUAUUACAAGCCUAAACACAGGUCCAUCCAAAACAAUUUCUACUGGUACGGUUUUGCCAAAUAUUUUAACCAGCAUGCCAACAGCAUCAACUCUGACAUCAACAGGCCGUAUUUCCUCCUCAAGCAUAGUUGGAACUGCAGCAAUAACUUCAUCAAAGUUUUCUGUUACACCUGCAGUUUCCUCAACGGUCAUGCUCACACAACAAGUUACAACACCAACAGUCCAGAAUUCCCCAACUGGUAAAAGCAUAUCCACAAUCCCUACAAAAAUGUCAAUUGGUACUUUUUCACCAUUGUUUUCAACUGGCAUAAAUACUCUAUCGACGAAAAUACCAACAGUACAGAAUUCCUCCAAUACUACAUGUAUGACAACACAAUCUUUGACUACAACAGCUACAAGGAUGUCCUCAACAAGCAUGCAUAUACCACUAACUUCAACUUCAAAAGUACAUAGUUCCUCCAACAUUACAAGCAUAUCUACAAGUACAACAACAAUUUUUGCUGGUAGAUCUUCACCAUCAUUUUCACCUGGCAUGACUACACCACAGAAAAAAUCAACUACAGUCCAGAAUUCCUCCAUUACUACAGGUAUGACAUCAAAAUCUUUGACUUCAAUGACUACAAGGAUGUCAUCAACAAGCGGGCAUAUGUCACCAACUACAACAGCAACAAUAAAUAGUUCCUCCACCAUUACAAGCCUAAACACAGGUCCAUCCAAAACAAUUUCUACUGGUACGACUUUGCCAAAUAUUUCAACCAGCAUGCAUACAGCAUCAACUCUGACAUCAACAAGCCGUAUUUCCUCCUCAAGCAUAGUUGGAUCUGCAGCAACAACUUCAUCAAAGUUUUCUGUUACACCUGCAGUUUCCUCAACCAUCAUGUUCACACGACAAGUUACAACACCAACAUUCCAGAAUACCCCCACUAGUAAAAGCGUAUCCACAAUCCCUACAAAAAUUUCUAUUGCUACACGUUCACCAUUGUUUUCAACUGGCAUGAAUACUCUAUCGACUAAAAUACCAACAUUCCAAAAUUCCUCCAAUACUACAAGUUUGACAACACAAUUCUUGACUACAACAGCUACAAAGAUGUCCUCAACAAACAUGCAUGUACCACUAACUUCAACUUCAAGAGUGCAUAGUUCCUUCACCAUUACAAGCAUAUAUACAGGUGCAACAACAACAAUUUCUACUGGUACGCCUUUGCCAAAUACUUCAACCAGCAUGCCAACAGCAUCAACUCUGACAUCAACAAGCCUUAUUUCCUCCUCAAGCAUAGUUGGAACUGCAGCAACAACUUCAUCAAAGUUUUCUGUUACACCUUCAGUUUCCUCAACUAUCAUGUUCACACGACAAGUUACAACACCAACAGUCCAGAAUUCCCCAACUGGUAAAGGCAUAUCCACAAUCCCAACAAAAAUGUCUAUUGGUACACGUUCACCAUUGUUUUCAACCGGCAUGAAUACUCUAUCGACUAAAAUACCAACAGUCCAGAAUUCCACCAAUACUACAAGUAUGACAACACAAUCUUUGACUACAACAGCUACAAAGAUGUCCUCAACAAGCAUGCAUAUACCACUAACUUCAACUUCAAGAGAACAUAGUUCCUCCAACAUUACAAGCAUAUCUACAAGUACAACAAUUUUUACUGGUUUAUCUUCACCAUUAUUUUCACCUGGCAAGACUGCACCACAGAAAAACUCAACUACAAUCUUCACCAUCAUUUUCACCUGGCAUGACUACACCACAGAAAAAAUCAACUACAGUCCAGAAUUCCUCCAUUACUACAGGUAUGACAUCAAAAUCUUUGACUUCAAUGACUACAAGGAUGUCAUCAACAAGCGGGCAUAUGUCACCAACUACAACAGCAACAAUAAAUAG